This is a messenger RNA of Danio rerio (zebrafish), 2564 nucleotides long. The record is from RefSeq and is a predicted model, not a curated record. NCBI's taxonomy places the organism in Eukaryota, Metazoa, Chordata, Actinopteri, Cypriniformes, Danionidae.
UACAGUUGAAGCACCACGGAUGUGGAAGGAGUGGUGUAAAUGUGAGGGUUUCAUGUUCUUCUCUAUCCAUCAGGAGAAAUUAAAGUCUUCACUUCAACUCUUUAAAUAAACAUGCCUUCCCCCACACAAAGGAUAAAGAAGAGUAGGGCAAGGGAAAGGGGAGGAGGCAUGAGGGAGGCACACAGAGAGGUACUGCUAAAACAGCCUGGCAGUAACACAUCCAUAUCUCAGUCUGAGCUCAAACCAACUGCACUGCUGAGAACUUAAACGAGAGCAAGGAUCAGCCAACGAGGACAGUAGUUUCAGAGAGGACCCUAAACUGAAAGUGUAUUGUAUGUUGUGUUAGAGAGAAAGAAGAAGACUGCUGGAGUGCUGCUGCUCUGCAGGAAUUGAGACUGAAGAUCAGGAUGAGUAUGAACGACACGCUGGAGAAGGGGGCUCAUCACCAGACCAUCGACCUCUCUGAAGAGCUCCCAAGCAUCAGUCAUCACCACCAGCACCAUCACCCCAAUCUCCAGCAUACCAACUCUUUGGCCUCAACCCUGCCAGCCGGGACUGCAGUAGGUGGUUCUGCAGUGGUCGUGCCUCCACCUUACUCCCCAGAGGCUGGCGGAAGUGAAGCGCCGCUGGAGCUGCGGGGCUCUUUGGACUGCUGGGCCUGUUCGGUGCUGGUCACUGCACAAAACCUGCUGAUCGCCGCCAUCAAUGCUUGCCUGGCUGGACUGGUCUUCGGGCUAAUCCUCACUCCUGCUAUCGUCAUGGUGGUGUUCGGCUUUCUCUGUCAUUCAACGGUGCGUCCACAUGGUUCUAUACCAUACUGCUCGGACCUGCUGACUGACGGGGGUUGUGUGGCUCUGCUGGUUGUGGGUUUCUUGCUAGUGACUCCUCUUCUGGUUCUGGCAUUGGCUGCGUACUGCCGGCUAGCUCGACACCUUCAGCUGGGGCUGUGCUUUAUCCCAUACAGUCGCGCCGUCUACAAGAACCUUCCAGCUACCCAGCAUUGUGGUCUGGCAGGAGGCUGUUGUGGACAGCGAUCUAUGAAAGGAGCAGGAAAGGGGAAGGUGUGGGUCUAGAAGUCAGGACUACACACUGUUGUAGCCAUGGAGUUACAGAACAUUGUGAAACAUGUUACACAUUGCAGAGCUAAAACAAAUUACACACAGAUAUUUAAAUAUAUAAAUCAGACAGAAAGAACUCGCUUUCUCUCUGAUUUGCAUAUUUUACUGAGAGAUAUAUACAAUGCUCAGAUAUUUUUGAGGCAUACUCACUGGAACUGUUACAGCAUAAUCAAUUUGACAUUUAUAAAAUGACCAAACUUAAAUAUUAAGAAAUUGUGGAUGUUUUCUGUCAAACACUGUUCACCUCAAAUAGCCAGCACACCUAUUAAAAAAAAAAGAAAAAGAUUUUCAUAUACAUUAACUAUUUUCUUAUAACAUGUACAAUGCUGUUUAUAUAUAUUUUUUUUUUUUCAAUAAAUGUUACAUUGAAAACAAGACUUUAAAUAAUGUCAUUUUACAAUUGAUGGGCUCUCCUCAUUUUGCACAAAAUCAGCAAACACUAUUUUAUUGUGUCCUUGUAACGUGAUCUAUGCGCCUAGUAAUAACAAAAUUAUGCCAGAUUAAUUGCUCAAUCCUUUCAUUUUCUAAAGUUAUAUAGACUAAGGGUUAAAUUAUUAUUUUUUUUUGAAUAAACAGAAAAUUAGCCAUCUUGCCUUUAGAAAAAACAAAUAGUGCCAUCUAGUGUUAAUCCAUUCAAGCCCCCUGCAACUAUAGUCUUCAAGGUUCAGUUGCCAUUUUCCUUUAAGUAAUUUUCUACAUGUUAAACAGGAUUAGUUUCUCGAUGACAAGCAAGCAAAAUAACCAAAAAAUAUAUAUAUAUUUCAAGAAAAAAGGAAUUGAUUUAAUUUGUGACACGAGGCUCUGAACUUCCUACCCCUAAAUCAAGGACGCAAAAUGGAGGCAAACCCCCAAACAAAAGCAGUUUCCAUAUUACUAAAAAAUAUUUUUGUUCACAAAUAUAUACCAACAUAAUCACGAGGGUCUCUAAAUUCAUGCAAACUAAAAUCUUUCAAUAAAUCUAUAGUUUUCUCAAUACUUUUCCAAGUUCAUGUGGCAACAAUAGUUGCCGGUGGGCAAAUGCCUUGUAAGAACAUAAAUUAUAGAUAAUUGGGAAAUAAUGUGUUAAAUUAAUAAAUGAAGGUUAUUGGUCUUGUUUAAUGUUUUUAUGUUUUCACAAUACGACAUCUAAACUUUAACUGAUAUCUUUAAAGUAGACUUUGAUACACAGCAAAAUUCUCCCACUGGUCCCACUUCCACAAAGAGAAUUAAAGUAACACUGGAGCAGAGUUAAAGCGCUCCAACUCCACAAAAAGCAUCAGCAGCUUCAAUUAUUACUAACUUGUUUGGCUAUUUCUGUCAGAGAUAUUUACUAAAAAUACUUUUGUUAGACAUCACCAUUGUAUUAAUUUUAUGUUAUUCUUUUCUUUGACUGCUGUAAUUAUGAAGUGAGGUUCAUAUCGAAUGGGUUUUCUAGUUUUAAACAAUAAAUGUGUUUUGGAAUAUGAA